GCGAUUCAGAGGGAGCGGUUUCCCUACGAGACGUCAUUCCGCCACAUGCCGAGGAACACUUCAGUGAGGAGUAAACACAAGUUUUCAUACUGCGAUGACGGUGCGUAGACCGGGCUUGUCUGCUCUGCUGUCGGCCUGGCUCCUGCUUCUGUCUGCGGGUCCGGGGGGUCUCUCUAGGGCCGGGCUGAUACGCAAGAAGCCGCCUGUGCGCCGCGGAUGCCUGCCCCUCCCGGAGGAGAUCCUGGAGCAGAUGUACGGUCGACUGACAGUGGGAAUCAUGAGCGCCUUCCACCACGCGCUGCAACUAGAGCAAAACCCAGCGGAACAGCACAACGGGAGCUGCCCAUCCGCCGCGUGGGCCUCAGCCGCCUCCGGGCCCCGGCUCCCGGUCAACCUGCUCAGCAUCUCUCCGUGGGCUUACAGGAUGUCCCAGGACUCGUCCAGGUACCCUCGCUCCAUCCCAGAGGCAUACUGCCUGUGCAGGGGUUGUCUGAUCGGGCCAUAUGGACAGGAGAGUGCAGACUUCCACAGUGUUCCGGUCUUUGCUCCAGCCGUGGUACUUAGGAGGAGCGGCCCAUGUGUGGGUGGACGUCACACCUACAGCGAGGACUACAUCUCUGUGGCUGUAGGCUGCACAUGUGUGCCCAACAUGGAGCCGGAGCACAGGGGCCCACAAGGAAACACCAUCUGAGGGCAACACCAUCUGAGGAGGACCCCGUGUCAACACCAUUGCACUAAAUGCACUGGUGUUAAUUGACCCCAUGCAACUCAAAAUACUAAUAUGUGUUGUUGGUUCUGUACUACACCUAAUCGUGUUAGCUAUAAAUG
Messenger RNA from Periophthalmus magnuspinnatus, 828 nucleotides. It is a transcript of the gene il17d, whose product is annotated as interleukin 17d. NCBI's taxonomy places the organism in Eukaryota, Metazoa, Chordata, Actinopteri, Gobiiformes, Gobiidae. The record is from RefSeq and is a predicted model, not a curated record. The transcript has 3 exons. The coding region runs from base 95 to 691 and encodes 198 amino acids. Gene Ontology annotation, cellular component: extracellular region. Gene Ontology annotation, molecular function: cytokine activity. Gene Ontology annotation, biological process: inflammatory response.